This is a messenger RNA of Rotaria sordida, 2241 nucleotides long. Lineage: Eukaryota; Metazoa; Rotifera; Eurotatoria; Philodinida; Philodinidae. The record is from the annotation of a GenBank genome assembly.
AUGCCACACGAUGAUCAUACAAUGCAUGAAAUGCUUGAUCAAUGUGCGAAAUAUUAUCAAAAUAAUCAAACAGAAUUAGCAAAAAUUGAACAAUUUCGAACGACUUAUACGCGUGAUCAAGCUAUUAGUUGGUACACCGAUGAAUGUUUUCUCUAUAAACUUCUUAAUCAAGCCUUACGUACGGAAGACAUUCAACUUCUCUACUCAUUUCAAUUUUUCAUCAUCGAUCUUUGUGCCGAACUCGAACGAGAAAGCGACAAGAUAAAGACUGAAGGUCAUCUCACGGUCUAUCGUGGACAAAUGAUGUACAAAGAAGAAUUCUAUAAACUACAGCAUAGUGUUGGCGGAUUAAUUUCCACGAAUGGAUUUUUCUCAACGUCACGUGAUAUAAAUAUUUCAUAUGGAUUUUUAACAAAAUCCAAUUCGACUAACGAAAGAGUUCUGUUCGAGAUUCAAGCCGACCCAUCCAUACCUGGUGUCAUUUGCGCCGAUAUAUCUGCUCGAGGCUCGAUGCCUUGGGAACGAGAAGUUCUCUUCAGUCUCAAUACCGUAUUUCAGAUCGUCUCUGUAAACUCCGAUCCGAUACACGAUGCUUGGAGAGUACAGUUAGUUGCCAGUGAUCAAGGUAUAGAAAAAGUGAACGAUUAUAUUAAAUGGCUUCAAAUUGAAAUUGAUUAUUCCAGUCCAUUGGUUUAUUUUGGUCGACUUCUCUGGAAUGAACUUGGUCAAUUAACACAGGCUGAAAGUUAUUUCAAAAUGCUUCUUAAUACCUUACCAAUUGAUCAUCCAGACAUAGCAUCGAUCAAUCUGGAAUUCAGUCAUAUCUAUGAUGAAAAAGGUGACUAUGAUUUAGCGCUACAAUAUUCCGAACGUGCAUUGAAUAUCCGACAACAACAGACACCUAUCGUUCCCAAUCGUCUUGCUUCGUGCUUGAAUAGUAUGGGUGUAAUCUACAAACAUAAGGGUGAUCUUGAUCGUGCCAUUGAUUACUAUCAACAAUCAUUAACUAUAUACGAAAAUGAGGUGUCCAGUGGCAAACAUCUUCAUCAAGCUAAUACAUUGAUAAAUUUAGGCGCCGUACACAAAGACAAAGGUGAUUUUGAUAUAGCACUGGACUAUUUCACUCGUGCUUAUGAAAUAUGUCGAGAACUUUUACCUGCCGAUCAUCCUCGCCUUGCCGAUGCUUUGUCAAAUAUUGGAAGUAUCUAUCAUCAUCGAGAAGAUUUUGAUCAGGCUUUCAACUUUUAUCAACAAGCUCUAGACAUUCAAGAGAAGACUUGCCCUGAUGAUCACCUGCGAAAAGCAAAUACAAUUCGAAACAUUGCUCUCAUAUAUUGCGAUAAACAAGAUUGGAAUAAUGCCAUGAGUUAUUUCGAUCGUGCCUUGACCAUGCAUCGACGCCUUUUAUCUGACAUUCCUCAUCCUAACAUUGCAGUCUGCUAUGGUGAUAUCGGUCAUAUCUAUGAGAAGUUGGACAAUUGGGAUCAAGCGCUCGAUUAUUAUCAACGACAAUUGAAGAUGGAAGAACAAUGUCUUUCGAUCAAUCAUCCUCAUCUCGCUCUACAUUUUGAUUGGAUUGUUAGCAUGUUGAAAAAGAAAGGCAAUAGUGAUGAAGCUAGAAAAUUAUGUCAAGAGAAGUUGACCAUGCUUCCAGAUCUGUUAGGAAACGACUAUGCUAAUCAUCCAAGAUAUGCUCACACUUUAGUAUCAUUAGCGACGGUACUGGAAGACAGUGAUUUUCGCACAGCACUUGAAUACUAUAAACAAGCAUUCGCAGUACUUGAACGACAUCCACAUUUGGAAGCCAAUCAAGUAUGUCUCUCAGCUAUGGUGAAUUUCUUUUGGAAGAACAAUAUGUACGAUCAAGCAUUGGUUUAUCAAUUGAAAUUAGUUGAUUCGCAAAGUGCUACUCUAUCGUCGAACAAUAAGGAACUAGCUGUUUCGUUGCGUGGUUUAGCCCGUCUCUAUCGAACAAUGAAGAAUGAGCAAGAAGCAACUAAAUAUUUCAAUCAAAGUUUGGAAAUCUUUCGAGCCAUUUAUGGACCUCAUCAUGAUCGUGUUAAAGAUAUCUCAAAUGAACUAAAUCAAUUAGGAAAUUAUGCCGCUGUCUCAGACACUGUAAAGAAGAAAGAAAAUGAUAUCGAUCAUUACUAUUCGAUCCAGCAACCGAUGCCAGAUCGCCAGUUUAAAAGUUACCCGGCAUCGCGACCAGCCAAAAGUGCUGCUUGUACACUUCUCUAA